UAUAAAUUGAAUAAAAGCAUGUUAACAUUUGUUGAUAGGAACCUAACCGAGUGAUGUUAGUUUGCUUCACGUAUCUCGUAGCGUCGCCCUCGUCUAAGUAAAGAAUUUACAGAUGACUCGAGUACCUAGAUAAAUUACUACUAUUGCUUGUGUUUACCCCUGCUACAACAAAAGUGACAUUGGUGGUGCUAAUUAAAAUUUUUUAAAUCCCUUUAAGAACUGUGUUUAACGAAAUAAUGCGCGAGUGUAACAUAUUGACUGUUGGGUUUUCGCUACUGGAUUCGGAUUUAUGACUUACAGGAAUUGAACGGCCAUUGUUGGGGAUAUCGAAGGUACACUGGUAGAAUGGCAGAGGAUGAGCGGCAAAUUAGAGUGGCCGCAGAGUUAUUGUUAAAGAGUUCUAUUAACUCUCAAAGGAGUUCGAUCACUCAGCGGAGCAUAAACCGAACGCCAGAUUUCAUAGUGAGCGAGGAUCUUAUCGCUGGUGUGAUGCAAAACGGGAGGAUGUCGAGCAUUAGGCGAUUCUUCUGCCUUUUCGUCACCUUUGACUUUCUGUUCAUUUUUCUCAUGUGGCUCAUUUGCACCAUGAUCGCCGGCGAGAGUUUGAAGUCCGCCUUCAUGAAUCAAAUUGUUCAUUAUCACAUUAAAACUUCGCUUUUCGACAUUGUGAUGGCAGCGAUUUGCAGGUUUACGAUCUUAUUGAUGUCCUACUCGCUGCUCCAUUUGAAUCAUUGGAUCAUCGUAGCUUUAACCACCGCUAUCACAUGUGCUUUCUUAAUUGUCAAAGUGUUCCUUUUUGAUUGGUCAACGAGCAAUCAGCCAGUAUUUCAAGUUCUUCUCAUCCUCACAUCUUUUGUAUUGCCUUGGGUGGAAGCUUGGUUUCUCGAUAUCCGCGUUUUACCCCAAGAAACGCAAGCUAGAAAUUGGUUUAGCAAUUUUUCAGAAAAUGAAAGACAACCGCUUCUACGUGGCGUUACUUCAGAGACACAGUACAGUAGCAUCGAACCCCCUACUGGUACAUUUUUUACGCCUAUGGACUCCCCAAAUCAUUCUGAUGAUGAGGAUGAAGGCUCAAGAAGACAAGGGGUUUCUAGAAAUAUGUUAAAAUCGAAUGACAUGCUAGUGUCUAAGACGUUAACGCCACUUACACCUGCAAUGAUAGAAAACUACAAGAGAAAAGUAUUUGUAUUAGUGCAAAAUUGUCACGAUUUAUUGCAAUCUAAAAAUUGGCAAAUUGAAAGUAUAAUGCCAAACAGUGACAUUAUUUUUUACAUGGACCGUCCCAAGCCAGAAGGAAAAAUUUUAAAAAUAGUGGGAGAGGUCGAUGCCUCUGCCACUGUACUUGUAGAUCAAUUAUUCGAUGAGAUUGAAUCGCUACCGUCGUGGAAUAAGCUCGUCACAGAGUCGAAAAAGAUACAACAUAUUGAUAAUAACACGGAUAUUGUUUACCAAGCUACGAGUCCUCAAGGUGGUGGUAUUAUUGGUGCUCGAGAUUUUGUUAUUCUGAGACACCGUGUUCAGUAUGGUAACUACUAUAUCAACACUGGUACAUCGGUACCAUUUUCAUCGUUACCAAGUCGCAGUAAUGUUGUUAGAGCUGAGAACAAUAUAAGCUGUUGGGCCGCAGAAGAAUUGCCUAAUGAACAAAAUAAAUGUCGGUUCACGUGGAUUAUCAAUACAAAUUUGAAAGGAUGGCUACCACAGAAAAUAGUAGAUAAAUCAAUGUCUACUGCAUUAGUGGAUUUCAUGACUUAUGUAAGAAAGUACGCGGAUGAACUGCAAAGACCGUCCGCUUAGCGUAAAAUUCACUUCGUUGCCGAUCAGAAAAGGAAAGUCUUUUAUGAUCAUUCUUUGUAUUUGUGUGAUCGAAGAAAUUUCGAAUUUGUAUAGCAUUUCUGAUGUGUUGAGAAAUACACAAAAUUCUAACAAAAUUCAAGCACAGUCUCUGCAAUGUUUCCACAUGCGGUAUGUAUAUUAGAGAAAAUUAAGUGACAAAAGUAGAAAGAGUCUGUGAGUGUUUUAUGUUGGAAAACCGAGAGACUGACGGAAGGAAGGCAAAAGACUUUUUUUACACGCUCUGUAUUUAAUAAGCAAGAAUUCUUGAAGUUAAGACACGAGCGCUAUGUAUAAAGUAUGCAAAAAAAUUAAUGUUUUUGUUGCAAUUAUAUAAAAUGAUGA
Messenger RNA from Colletes gigas, 2178 nucleotides. RefSeq names its product steroidogenic acute regulatory protein-like (gene Start1). The coding region runs from base 346 to 1797 and encodes 483 amino acids. Lineage: Eukaryota; Metazoa; Arthropoda; Insecta; Hymenoptera; Colletidae. Gene Ontology annotation, molecular function: lipid binding. The transcript has 11 exons. The record is from RefSeq and is a predicted model, not a curated record.